Messenger RNA from Marasmius oreades (fairy-ring Marasmius), 1387 nucleotides. RefSeq lists its product as uncharacterized. The record is from RefSeq and is a predicted model, not a curated record. Bases 81 to 1322 code for a protein of 413 amino acids. The transcript is spliced from 8 exons. Gene Ontology annotation, biological process: epoxide metabolic process. Lineage: Eukaryota; Fungi; Basidiomycota; Agaricomycetes; Agaricales; Marasmiaceae. Gene Ontology annotation, molecular function: epoxide hydrolase activity.
AGGAAUUCACACUGAUUUCGUUGAAUUCAAUCGCAGUGAGCGAGUGCAAAUAUUGACCACGGGCCUCAGACUGAACUGUCAUGUCGUCUGUCGAGUCUCUGUUCAAGAUAGCAGUGCCAGAUCACAAGUUGAAAAUUCUUCGAGAAAAACUGGAGCUUGUUACUUUUCCGGACGAGCUUGAGGAGGUUGGCUGGAAGUAUGGGGUACCUUUGGUGGAUAUGCGUCGAUUAGUAUCUCGUUGGAGGCAAGGGUUUGAUUGGAGGCAAGAAGAAGAGAAUAUCAAUAACACGUUGCAUCAAUUUACAAGAGAUAUCCAAGUUGACGAAACACACGGGACUCUCAACAUUCACUAUGUGCACCAUAGGAGCUCGAUUGAAGGCGCAAUACCUCUUCUGUUCAUUCACGGGUGGCCCGGGAGUUUUAUUGAAGCAACCAAGUUGAUCCCACUCCUUACGCAACCUGAAUCGACGGAUUUCCCCAGCUUUCACGUCGUCGUCAUGAGCUUGCCCGGUUAUGGGUUUAGUGAAGCGCCUAAAAAACCAGGAUUUAAUGCAUCUAGACAUGCAGAGGUCGGUCAUAAACUUAUGAUAGCUCUAGGUUAUGAGGAAUAUGUGACUCAGGGCGGCGAUUGGGGAUUCUAUAUAACUCGUCGUUUGGCUCAAAUGUAUGGGAGGACCAAUGUCAAAGCUUGGCAUACCAACUAUCCCAGCGCCGGUGCUGUUGCACCAACACUAUCGCAACCACUCCUCUAUGUUAAACACCUUUUCACCCCAUAUAGCGCUGCCGAGAAAGCCGGCUUGGAGCGGACGAACUGGUUUCUUACGGAAGGUAUGGGGUACAACCAUGAGCAGUCAACUCAGCCGCAAACGCUGGGUUACGCAUUGGCCGAUUCUCCUGUCGGCCUUCUUGCCUGGAUCUAUGAGAAACUGAAGAAUUGGACCGACAGUUAUCCUUGGAGUGAUGAUGAAAUAUUGACGUGGGUCUCAUUGUAUUACUUUUCAAGGGCAGGUCCUGCAGCGUCGUUAAGAAUAUAUUACGAAGCUACGAAAGCUGGCGAUCGUGUCGUCCCACCAUCGGCUAAACCUAUUAUUCCCAUGGGUGUAUCUCACUUUCCCAAAGAACUCCGUCGGGCUCCUGUAACGUGGAUCAUGAAUGUGGGACAUCUCGUAUUUUCGUCUGAACACACAAGCGGAGGACAUUUUGCUGCUCACGAAAAACCGUUCGAGCUUGCAGCUGACUUGAGAAAGAUGUUCGGAAGGAAAGGGAUUGCAUAUGGCGUGAUUCCAAGUAGAGACGGAUAUCGCUCAAGUGAAGGAACUUGAUAUAUGUACAUAUAACUUGAUAACUGGUACUGACCAUGGUGGUAACCGAAAUCACUCGAGCGAUU